UCAGUCACCGGUAACACUGGGUCCCUCAUUGGCUCCACCUCCUUCAGCGUCUCCUCGUCUAGGAUACGCAGCCCGAGGAGGCACCACCAUCAGUAGCACCGCCCAGGUGCCCACACCGGCUGCGCUUAAGCUUCGCCGUCCCGCCACCGCUGCCGCCCCCCAAGAAGAAACGUCGGCCGCCCCAGGGGCAGCAGUCGACGCUUCCGGCACCAGCCAUGUGCACGCCGGUAUACAGAUCAUAGUGGGGCGAGGGCCACAGUGGCUUUCACGGCAUGGAGGUGGAGGUCCGCGAGGAGGCCGCUGUCGCUGACAGAGCCCCCUCGCGGGAAACCACCGCACUACUGGGCAACAAUACUCCUUACUAUCCCAUCACAGAGAGCCCGGUGGUGGUAGUCCGUGUCGAAGAAGUGCUGCUGGUGGUCCUGGUGUUAAUCAUCUGGGCGGGGGCCAUCGCGCUGUUCUUCAAUCGCUGGGGCAAAAUCCGAAUGCUGGAGCCCUAUCAACCCAAGUUCAGGGGCGGCGCUUCCUCGGGGUCAGUGGCGCCCAGCGUGGGCGGGCCAGGCGCGGGGGCGGGAACUGGUCAUCGACCCAGCUGCCCACUUGCCCCGUUGUCGCCUCCCGGUCUCGGACAGGCGCGCAUGUCUUUCUCAAAAUACAACGUGAACGCGCUGACUGAUCCUCUGUCCGUUCUGCCCUCGCCCAUUAUUCGCCGCCCCAGGCAGAACAGCGUGUUUGUGGGCAGUCCCGGUGCAUUGGCUGCCCUCACGAUGGGCGCACCGCCGCCCAGAAGGGUCAAGUCAGCCGUUGAUAUACAACAUCUGCUCGUCGCGUCAGAUCGGAUAUCGCCGACUGGGAACAGGAAAGGCUCCAUAAUCCCCAUCUUUCCAGCCAGAGACCGUCGGCAGUCUUUGAUCACCAUCGAGCGUUCAGCAGUGACGAGGCAUCGUCGGCCAUCGACAGCUGUCGAUCGGCCGUUUUGUCCGCCCUUGCACCGACCAAGGCGGUCUUCGUGCUUCGUCACCUCACCGGGCCCUCCCACACAACAUACGCGUCAACAUCGGAAUUUCAUGAGCUUCGAGCUAGAACGUCGAGCUAAGCAACAAGCUCUAGCAGAAAAACCAUCCUGCAGCUAUCAUCCGACCAUCAGCUUCGAAACACCAAUGGAGUCUAUGGAGGCGUCAGUUGAGACCAUGGACGUCAGUACUACCGUAGAGGAUACAGCUGAGAAACCUCUGGUGACGUAUCCGGGAGCGAAGCCGAAGAUGUCUCGUAGCUUCGAACAGCCUCCGUUGAGGGACAGACCUCGACCAGAGAGGCUGGCGAACAGCUUGGACGUUAGCUUCAGCUUCGACCGACGAAGCUCGAUCCCUGAAGAGGACAAAGACGAGGAUAAGGAUCGAGCCUCACCUAUCUACAUCAACAUGGAGGAGACGAAGAUCACCGCUCCUUUGCUGGAAAGCCUCAAGAGUUCCGAUGUAUGAUGACGGUGGAUUUAUUUAGGUUCUAGAGUUAUGUUGAUCGGUUGAUAUUGUUUCGUAGAAAAAUUGAAAAAAGAAAGCAGAUACCAAGAUUACAGCUCCUCAUAAAUUGAGGCGUAAGAUGAUGCUGACUUUCUUUUGGUCUUAGGAUUAUGAUGUUGGAUUGAUAUUAUUCGAUAAAUCAGAUGGCUGCCUCUCAACUGGAAGAUAUCAAAAGCUCAAACGUAUAAUGACGAUGGUG
This is a messenger RNA of Acanthoscelides obtectus, 1719 nucleotides long. Lineage: Eukaryota; Metazoa; Arthropoda; Insecta; Coleoptera; Chrysomelidae. The record is from the annotation of a GenBank genome assembly.